GGACAGUACGACGCGCAGGACCCCACGAAGCCGUUGCAUAAGUGUGACAUCUACCGCCAGCCGGCGGCCGGCAACAUUCUCAAAAAGCUAAUGGAGCGCGGCACGUCACAGCCGUGGCAGCAGGUCCUGCAGGAGGUGAUCGGCGAGGGCCGGCUGGACGGGUCGGCGUUGCGUGAAUUUUUCCGCCCGCUCGAGGAGUGGCUGCGGAACGAGAACCUGCGCAACAACGAGUACGUCGGCUGGAUCUACGACGGCGACUACUGCAAGCACAGCAUCGAGACGGCCAACCUGCAAGUGUUUGGCGGGUUCUACAAUGUUGCGGUGCAGGCGCAGCUAGCCAGCUGGCUGGUGCUAACGAUUUCCUGCUUGAUCAGCGCCCUUGUUCUGACGCGACAGUGGUGCCUGGAGAUUCCACCCCGAUGCACGUCUUAUCGUACAGAAAUCAAGGAAGUGUUCGUGAAGCAG
This is a messenger RNA of Anopheles cruzii, 465 nucleotides long. RefSeq names its product angiotensin-converting enzyme-like protein Ace3. Gene Ontology annotation, molecular function: metallopeptidase activity; peptidyl-dipeptidase activity. Gene Ontology annotation, biological process: proteolysis. The annotation marks the transcript as partial. Gene Ontology annotation, cellular component: plasma membrane. The record is from RefSeq and is a predicted model, not a curated record. The transcript is spliced from 3 exons. Lineage: Eukaryota; Metazoa; Arthropoda; Insecta; Diptera; Culicidae.